AUGAAUUCAGAAAGGAAGCCGAUUGAUCCAAGUGAUUUGAUAAAGAUCGAAUCUAUAGUGAAUAAGCUAAUCGAAGACAAGCUAGGUGUAUGUUCCCAGAAAGCGGCGCUUUCUGAAGCCAAGCGCAUCAAGGGUCUAAGAGAAGUAUUGGGGGAAGCCUCCUACGAUCCUGUUAAAGUGGUGGCAAUUGGGAGACAUGUGGAGGAACUCUUGGCUGAUCCUGAAAACAAUGAAUGGUCAUCACUUUCCACUGAAUUUUGUGGAGGAACCCACAUAGCAAACACUGGCGAAGCCGAAGCGUUUGUUAUUAUAUCGGAGGAGGGAGUGGCCAAAGGUAUUCGUAGGAUAACGGCUAUGACUGGUCAGUGUGCUCUUGAUGCGAUGAAUCUGGAAUUCUUGCUCGGACAAGAAGUAUAUGAUGCAUUUGAAGCAGAGGGGAGUGCACUGGAGGAAAAAAGUUAA
Molecule: messenger RNA, 462 nt
Organism: Eruca vesicaria subsp. sativa (arugula)
Lineage: Eukaryota; Viridiplantae; Streptophyta; Magnoliopsida; Brassicales; Brassicaceae
Source: the annotation of a GenBank genome assembly